Messenger RNA from Bipolaris sorokiniana ND90Pr, 2040 nucleotides. RefSeq lists its product as uncharacterized. Gene Ontology annotation, biological process: DNA repair. Gene Ontology annotation, cellular component: nucleus; Smc5-Smc6 complex. The transcript has 3 exons. Bases 151 to 1674 code for a protein of 507 amino acids. NCBI's taxonomy places the organism in Eukaryota, Fungi, Ascomycota, Dothideomycetes, Pleosporales, Pleosporaceae. The record is from RefSeq and is a predicted model, not a curated record.
GCCAGGCACAGGCGCAAGAGCAGCAUAGGGCUGACAAUCACUGUCUCCGCCUCAACACCACGCCCAUACCCCGCGAUAUCCUUGUCGCUCCCUCGUCGUUUCCAGAUUGUGCUGUCUUUUCUCCCGGUUCGUCCGCCGGAGCCCGCUGCAAUGGCGCGCCUCAAUACCCAUCUUUCUGCUACGCCACAGACACGCGCCUCUACCGUCGACUCCCUCUACCGCGACCCUUCCGUAGCGCCCCGAACAGAGCAAAAUGGACGCACGUCCUCCUAUUCAGUAAUCAGUCCAACUCGUUCCAUGAACUCAGACAAAGAGAACGAAUCGCCUGCAACUCGCGAUAGUACCCCGCGGCGAGGCAAAUCAAGGGGCCUGAGGGUCGUGUCGGCGCGUAUGCCUACACCGGAUUCAGGCUCGACAGAUGGCAAUGGCAGCAAGAGAAGGCGCACAGACAAUUACACCAUGUCCCGUUCACAAAUAUAUGACGACGAGCAGAAUGCGGACCAGGAUGACGAAGAGGACGGCAUUGACACGCCUUCACAGUCUCAUCUUCAGCCUGAGCAAGAGGAAGAGGGCCAUCUCAGAUUCUACAACCCUAACCAAGAUCCCGAGAAGCGAAGGCGGCUGCGUGCGACAAUGCGCGACCAUCAGCGCAUGCUGGAUGACAAUCGCGAUGAUCUCAUCAAGGCGCAUGAUAGUGGCCUCCUCGAUGCCCUCAGAACGCAAAACAGCCUUUUUGGCAAAGUGCGCCAAACAGCUGACGCUACCGUAGACUCCCGUUUCUUGGUCAACGCCAGUGAUUUGGCAGGCAAAAAACUCAAUAACGCCUUGGGCAAUCACAGUGCAGGCAUCGAUCUAGACCAGUUCGUUUCCAAAUGUAUAUACUUCAUGAAAUCAGGGGGCUACGUGGCGGGAGACGAGGACGCGCCGGCCAUGCCAGUGGGCGAUGACGAUGAUGAUGACCCAGAUGGUCUUGAUUGGGCAAUGUUAGGCCGAAGGGCAUGUUUUCCCUGCAACAAGCGGCCACCUACAGCCAGUUUUCUUCUUGGUCCAUUGUCAGUACAGAAGCGCAUUCGAUCAGCAACACAGCGGAAAGCUCGGUCCCAACGACAACCAGUCGGCCCUGCAACCCGGCCACAGGAGAUCAAAGAAGGCGACAUCCAGCAGAACGAAAAUAACAACCUCUCCAAUCUUGUCAAGGGCAUCCGAAAACGAUUAAUCGAUCAUACCAAGCAAGGCGCGGACCGCGUGGAAAGCGAGCUUAGUGAGAUACCGGAGAGCGAGAUAGACGACGAAUCGCAAAACGCCGCUUUCCGCCGAUAUAGAAUGGCCAUGACCACAGAUGGAGAGCCUGCUGUCAAUUUACUUGAUUUCGCCAUCAAUCCCCACGACUUCGGCCAGACGGUCGAAAAUUUAUUUUAUAUUAGUUUCUUGGUGAGAGAAGGCAAUGCCAAGAUCGUCAAGGAUGAUGAUGGCCUUCCGUUACUGGUACCAGCAGCCCCUCGCGGCGUUUCGGAACAACGAGAAGAAAAUGUCCAAAAGCAUCAAGCCGUCUUCAGCCUCGACUAUCCCACUUGGCGAAUGUUCAUUGAUGCUUACAAUAUCAAAGAGCCUCUCAUACCGCAUCGUGAAAAUGAAGAGGCAAAUGUCGGAUCAAAUGGCUGGUAUAAUGGAUAAACGUCGCUUUGUUACCUCUCAUUGAGGUGUUGUUCCCUACUCUUUGGUGCAUUUUCAGCUGCAUAAAGCUCUUGCACGUUGCGACACGACCUGGUAUCCAUCCAUGCCACCCGCCGUCCUUACGGUUUUACCUUCCUCCACACUCUUGUAUCUCCCAAUGGCCAUUGUCUCGCUCCGCAUAGAUCAUCGAUUUGAUUCUGAGCCAGUGCAGCGCUCGGCCGCAUGACCUCCUUUCACUUAUGCGCAGCCAACGGUGUCUUCGACGUUAUCAUCUGUUCUUAGUACUAGUACGCGAUACCCCAUGUUUUGCUUUCAAAUAUGUCAACUAGCUUGGAAAAAAUGUCCGUGUCUUCUUCUUCUCUGUCC